CCCACCCACCCACCCAUCACCGACGCGUGGCAUGAUCUUCAGAGCCCACUCCAGUUCCUCCCGUCUCUCUCCCCUUUAUUCUCCCUGCCCUGCUUCUCUCCGGAGAUUAACAUCAGUAACCAGAUCUGUGAUCUAAUUGGGCCACAUGGAUUGCACCUGUCUGCCACCAUGGACGCCAGUCAGCUUAAUCGGGGCUUAGCCUUCCCACCGUAGGCACUCUUCCCACCGUAACGUGGCUCUGAGGCCAACGGAGAGAAAGCCACCGUUGGGGGCUGCCGACCCAUCGAUCGAUCGGUCUGCUCUGCUCCUCACAGCAUGCCUGUUGUGCAUAUUUUCAGGCAUGUGACCUCUACACAUACUUACACCUGCUAAAGACUGGAGGUACACACUGCGCCUUCUCUCCUCCUACUCUCCAAGCGCCUCUUACUCCUUCAGUCUCCCUUCCCAGCCAGACAGCACCUCAUCUUUCCUUAACCCCUGCACGGAAGGCCUCCAGCCCCAGAACGUCUCAAAGACUCUCACCGUGGCAGAAGCGCACAGACCAGCUCACAGAGCUCAAGGCUUCCUUCACCCUCCACCAGAAAGAUGUAGAAAGUUAGAGAGGCACUGUGCUGCCGGUACUUGUUGGUUUUGUAAUCGGCCAAAUACUUAAGAAAGCCAGUGCCGUUCACAGUGUGGCGACCAGGGAGGCGAAUUCAUCUCCAAGGCUCCCGGGUAGUGUGGUCCUCGAGAAGGCUAGAGGCUGCUCUUGCAUCCUGCACCGAAGCCCAGUGCAGGGGACACGAUUGCGGCCCCCGUGGGUGCCACCUAGAGUGCCUGAUGGUGAAAUGGUUAGCGAUGCUGCUGCUGCUGCUGCUGCUCUGGAUGCAGCAGCUGCUGCUGCUUGGGGCUCACCCAGGCAGCGCCCAGGAUUUGACCCUCACCCCGGAACCGGCCCUCGAGUGGCUAGAUAAAGGAAUUUUCAUUAUCCAGAGCGAGAGCCUCCAGACAUGCAUUCAGGCAGGUCCAUCUGUGCUGACCCUGGAGAACUGCAAGCCGCCAAACAAGAACAUGCUAUGGAAAUGGGUUUCAAACAACCACCUCUUCAACGUGGGAGCCAGCGGCUGCCUAGGCCUGAACCUCUCUGAUCCAGAAGAACCAUUAAGACUUUAUGAAUGUGAUUCCACCCUCAUUUCCUUGAGGUGGCACUGUAGGAGGAAGGUGAUCAUGGGCCCACUCCAGUUCAAGGUCCAGGUACAGCCUGACAACACCGUGGUAGCCUCGUGGAAGCAGUUCCAUAAGUGGGUCGCCUACAUGUCCGGUGGGGGAGACAUCUGUGAGCAUCUUCACAGAGAUUUAUAUACAAUCAAAGGGAAUGCCCACGGGAUGCCUUGUGUGUUCCCCUUCCAGUACAACCAUCAGUGGCACCACGAAUGUAUCCGGGAAGGGCAGAAAGAAGACCUGCUGUGGUGUGCCACGACAAGCCGAUACGAACGAGAUGAGAGAUGGGGAUUCUGCCCAGAUCCUACCUCCACAGAUGUAUUUUGUGAUGCUGUGUGGUACAAGGACUUCUAUUCACGCAUUUGCUACCAAUUCAACCUGCUUUCAUCUCUCUCUUGGAAUAAGGCACAUUCUUCAUGUCAGAUGCAAGGAGGUGCUUUGUUAAGUUUUACAGAUGAAAAUGAAGAAAAAUUCAUAAGGAAGCAGCUGAUCAAGGAAGCAGGGGAAGUGUGGAUUGGUUUGAAUCAGCUGGAUGAACAGGCUGGCUGGCAGUGGUCUGAUGGAACAGCACUCAGCUACCUGAACUGGAGCCCAGAGAUAAAUGCUGGGCCGUUUGUUGAGUAUCGCUGUGGAACACUGAAAUUUGCCUCAACUGCCUGGAGGAGCAGGGACUGUGAGUCCCCCUUGCCAUACGUGUGCAAACGAUAUUGGAACCACACUGCUCACGAAGUACGCGAAAAAGAUUCUUGGAAAUACCAUGCCACUCACUGUGAUCCUGGCUGGAGUCCCUUCAAUCGUAAAUGCUACAAACUUCAGAAAGAAGAAAAGACCUGGCGUGAGGCUCUGUAUUCUUGCCAGUCUAAUGACAGCAUGUUGAUGGAUGUGACUUCAUUAGCAGAGGUGGAGUUUCUUAUAAACCUCCUUGGGGAUGAAAAUGCAUCAGAAACAUGGAUUGGUUUGAGUAGCAAUAAAGUUCCAGUUUCCUUUGGCUGGUCCAGUGGUUCCUCUGUCAUCCUCACUAACUGGCACCCUCUUGAGCCUCGGAUUUUCCCAAAGAGAAGCCAGCUGUGUGUCGCAGCAGAGCAAUCUGAAGGACGCUGGAAAGUGAAAGCCUGCGAAGAAACACUCUUCUACAUUUGCCAAAGAGCAGGGCAGGUCCUUGCUGAUGAGGAAUCAGAGUGUCACGAAGGAUGGGAGAGACAUGGCCAAUUUUGUUACAAAAUUGACACAGUCCUGAGAAACUUCGAGCAGGCUUCCAGUGGCUAUUAUUGUCCUCCCAGCCUCCUGACCAUUGCCAGCAGGUUUGAGCAGGCUUUUAUAACCGCUCUCAUCAGCGGUGUGGCAAGAGCAAAGGACAGUUAUUUCUGGAUAGCUCUUCAAGACCAAAACAAUACAGGAGAAUACACUUGGAGGACCGUGGGCCAGAGGGCUGAGCCGGUGAUGUACACACACUGGAACACACAUCAACCCAGCCACGGUGGAGGCUGUGUUGUUAUGCGAGGAGGAAGUCCACCGGGUCGCUGGGAAGUGAAGGACUGCAGCAACUUUAAGGCAAUGUCCCUGUGCAAGAUGCCAGUCAAAACCUGGGAGACACCAGAGUUUGAAGGAAGGUGGCCCUUUCACGCUUGCUAUUUGGAUUGGGAAUCAAAGUCUGGUCUGGCUAAUUGCUUCAAGGUGUUUCACAGUGAAAAGGUCCUGAUGAAAAGAUCAUGGAGAGAAGCUGAAGCCUUCUGUGAGGAGUUCGGAGCUCACCUUGCAAGCUUUGCCCACAUAGAGGAAGAAAAUUUUGUGAAUGAGCUUCUGCAUUCAAAAUUUAACUGGACACAAGGAAGGCAGUUCUGGAUCGGAUUUAAUAAAAGGAACCCUCUGAAUGCUGGUUCUUGGGAGUGGUCUGAUGGGACACCUGUUGUCUCUUCGUUUUUAGACAGUACGUAUUUUGGAGAAGAUGCAAGAAAUUGUGCUGUGUAUAAAGCAAACAAAACAUUGCUGCCUGCAAACUGUGCUUCCAAACACGAGUGGAUAUGCAAAAUCCCAAGAGAUGUGAGACCCAAUUUUCCAGACUGGUACCAGUACGAUGCGCCCUGGCUCUUCUAUCAGGAUGCCGAGUACCUCUUCCACACCCACGCUGCAGAGUGGGAUGCCUUUGAGUUUGUUUGUGGCUGGCUGCGGAGUGAUUUCCUCACAAUUUAUUCCACUCAGGAGCAAGAAUUCAUCCACAGCAAAAUCAGAGUGCUAUCAAAGUAUGGUGUAAAUUGGUGGAUUGGAAUUGAAGAAGGAAGAGCCAGUGAUCCAAUUCAUUGGAGUAAUGGGUCACCUGUGAUAUUCCAGAACUGGGACAGAGGAAGAGAAGAAAGAGUGGAUAGCGAGACCCGGCGUUGUGUCUUCAUUUCUUCCGUAACAGGGCUCUGGGGGACUGAGAACUGCUCUGUUCCCAUGCCCAGCAUUUGUAAGAGAGUGAAAACAUGGGUCAUCGAGAAGGAGAAGCCACCCGUCCAGCACGGGACGUGCCCCAGAGGCUGGCUGUAUUCUAACUACAAGUGCUUCCUGGUGAUGAUUCCCAAAGACACUCACGAGCUGAAGACCUGGACAGGUGCUCAGGACUUCUGUGUUGACCAGGGCGGGACACUGGUCUCCAUUGAGAGUGAACUGGAACAAGCUUUUAUUACUAUGCAUCUUUUCGGCCAGACUACGGAUGUGUGGAUAGGUUUACAAAGUGAUGAUCACGAGAAGUGGGUGAAUAGGAAGCCUGUGGUAUAUUCUAACUGGUCUCCAUCUGACAUAAUAAAUAUCCCAAGUUAUAACACCUCUGAAGUUCAGACGCAUGUUCCUCUCUGUGCUCUGAUGUCAAGUAAUCAUAAUUUUCAUUUCACCGGAAAAUGGUUUUUUGAUGACUGUGGAAAAGAAGGCUAUGGAUUUGUUUGUGAAAAAAUGCAAGAAUACCAUGGAAACGUGUCUGAGAUGCAUUCAGUCCCCAGUACAUUGGAAUUUGGAAACAGAACUUACAAAAUAAUCCGUGCUAAUAUGACUUGGUACACAGCAGGAAGAACCUGCCGGAUGCACAGAGCAGAACUGGCCAGCAUUACAGACAGUUUUCACCAGUCCUUCCUCACCGUUCUCCUCAGCAGGCUGGGCUACGCCCACUGGAUUGGACUCUCCACCACAGACAACGGUGUUAAUUUUGACUGGUCAGAUGGCACUAGAUCCCCUUUCACCUACUGGAAGGAUGAGGAGUCAACCUUUCUUGGUGACUGUGUUUUUGCUGACACUAAUGGACGCUGGCACAGCACAGCCUGUGAGUCAUUCCUGCAGGGCGCCAUUUGUCACGUACCCACUGAAACAAAGGCAUUUCAGCACCCAGUGCUAUGCCCAGAAACAUCAGUUCCCUGGAUAAAAUUUAAAGGUAAUUGCUACAGUUUUUCUACAGUCCUGGACAGCAGGAGUUUCGAGGAUGCUCAUGAAUUUUGCAAAAGAGAAGGAUCUGGUCUUUUAGCGAUCAAAGAUGAGGCUGAAAACUUGUUUCUCCUGGAAGAGCUUCUUGCGUUUAGUUCUUCUGUCCAGAUGGUUUGGCUGAAUGCUCAGUUUGAUAGUAACAAUGGAACCUUAAGGUGGUUUGAUGGAACACCCACAGACCAGUCAAACUGGGGCAUUCGGAAGCCAACUAUAGACCACCUCAAGCCCCAUCCGUGUGUUGCCCUAAGGAUCCCUGAAGGAGUAUGGCAGUUGACCUCAUGUGAAGACAAAAAGGGAUUCAUAUGUAAAAUGGACACAGAUGUUCCAGCUGUAAUAGAGCAUCCAGGAAAAGGACUAAGCCACAGCAUCGUUCCUCUUGCAGUCUCACUGACGCUGAUAAUAAUGCUGGCCAUUUUCAUGCUUUCCUUCUGGGUGUACAAGCAGAACAGUGGCUUCUUCCAGAGACUCAGGGGGUCUAGGAGUCUUUACUAUCCUACAUUCAGCUUCAGUACAGCACAUUUAGAGGAAAACAUCCUCAUUUCUGAUCUGGAGAAGAGUAACCAGUGAUGAUGAAGAGAGCGAAUACUCCAGCUAUGAAGAACAAAGGGAGUUCCCUCUGCGUCUCCCCUUAACAAGAGCCCAUUAGAAUGUGAAUUGUGACGACUCGGGUUUAAUUAUUCUUCAGGCAGUGGUUUUGAAUUUUAACCAAAUCAGACGAGGUUUAAUGGAUUCAUUUCCUUUAGCCAUGGACCAUUCUGAAAAGGGGUGUUGGUUAUUAUUUAGAAAGACACGGACUAUUAAAAAGAAUCCUGCAUUGAGUACUCUCAAGCCAGUCCGGCACUCAUUCCGACAUGUAAGUUCACUCAAUGCGUUAAAAGAGAAAGGGGGCGGGGCUCUGGCUGUGUUUGAGAGGAAGGUGCUUCUGAGAAACUGCGUCCUGUUUGAUUCCAAUUCAGUCGUUUUUUUCAUAGUCUGGCUUGGGAAAGUCCUAAAUUUAAACAUCCAGGUUCUGGGCUCUCAGCUAAUACUUUGGAAGGCAUUAAUUUUUAUUAGGUUUGACUCUUAAACUAAAUGAGAGAACCAGCACCUUCUUCUAAAUAUGAAGAUCUUGGUAUGCAAACACUCUCAGGGACAACCAUGCCAUUAAAAUGAGGCAUAAACCCUCACUUGCUAAGUGAUUACUCUGUUAAAGGUAUCUUAUAGGUAAGCUCAAAGGAAUCCACUGAGAGUUCAAUAUUGGACCUUGUUAAAAAGUGAAGUAGCCGGGUGGUGGUGGCGCAGGCCUUUAAUCUCAGCACUUGGGAGGCAGAGCCAGGCAGAUCUCUGUGAGUUCAAGGCCAGCCUGGUCUCCAAAGCGAGUUCCAGGAAAGGCUCAAAGCUACACAGAGAAACCCUGUCUCGAAAAACCAAAAAAAAAAAAAGUAAAGUAAUAAUAUAAUAUAGAAAUAAUGAUCUUAACCAGGAGAUACAAAAUAUAUGUAACCUAAACCUAAAGAGAAAAAAAAUGAAGAUCUGAAUUAUAUUCCCAUUAGAAGCAAACUAGAGGGAUGUUGAGAAAUAUUAAAUAGAAUGACUGCAGUAGUAAUCUAGAUAUGUUUGUCAUAUGUUCAUUUAGGUGUUUUUAAAUAAACUAUCAAUUUUGA
Messenger RNA from Peromyscus maniculatus bairdii (prairie deer mouse), 6293 nucleotides. The record is from RefSeq and is a predicted model, not a curated record. Lineage: Eukaryota; Metazoa; Chordata; Mammalia; Rodentia; Cricetidae.